Gongylonema pulchrum is the source of this 192-nucleotide messenger RNA. The record is from the annotation of a GenBank genome assembly. NCBI's taxonomy places the organism in Eukaryota, Metazoa, Nematoda, Chromadorea, Rhabditida, Gongylonematidae.
AAGAAAGCGUUUCCGUGUUUCCCAAAUGUUCCGCCGCCACCUGCCGUUUACGAGAAAGUGAUUCGUUUGGAGGACAAAGAAAAUGAGCCGGAAGAUGAGGUGGAUGAUGAGGAGGACACUGCAGAACAAGCUGAACCAGGCGCUGAAGAGGAAGAUAUGGCAGAAGAGGUCGAUGAGUACGAAGAGGAAUAG